Suillus subalutaceus is the source of this 432-nucleotide messenger RNA. RefSeq lists its product as uncharacterized. The record is from RefSeq and is a predicted model, not a curated record. Bases 1 to 432 code for a protein of 143 amino acids. The transcript is spliced from 2 exons. Gene Ontology annotation, molecular function: ATPase-coupled transmembrane transporter activity. Gene Ontology annotation, biological process: transmembrane transport. NCBI's taxonomy places the organism in Eukaryota, Fungi, Basidiomycota, Agaricomycetes, Boletales, Suillaceae.
AUGGAGCGAGGACUACAUACCAAAUUCAAUUUCGCCGUUCGAGCAGGCAAAUGCACCAUCCUGCGCCUCCUAUAUCUCUUCUACGACCUCCAACCCGACUCAGGGCGUAUUCUAAUCGACGGUCAAGACAUCUGCACAGUAACGCUCUCAAGCCUGCGUCGCGCAAUAGGCCAAGACCCCGUGCUCUUCAACGCCAGCAUUGGGUAUAAGAUUGCUUAUGGCCAACCUUCGACUAGACCCGCUGAUGAAAACACUAUCGUCUCGAGCGCCCAAGCUGCUCAGAUGCAUGACCGUAUCAUGAAUUUCCCAGAGGGGUACGAGACGAAGGAUUUCCUUGAACUCAAUGGCCUCUUCGCAUCCAUGUGGGCAGACCAGAUCAGCGCGUCCAAAGAUCCCAAAACCCCAGCUAGAUACGUCCUCGACAUUCCCUAA